Molecule: messenger RNA, 2911 nt
Organism: Habropoda laboriosa
Lineage: Eukaryota; Metazoa; Arthropoda; Insecta; Hymenoptera; Apidae
Gene: Unr
Product: cold shock domain-containing protein E1
Exons: 10
Coding region: 76-2742 (888 amino acids)
Molecular function (GO): nucleic acid binding
Source: RefSeq, a predicted model, not a curated record
AUUAAGUAAUUAUUUCAAGAAAAGGGAAAAACUUAUACGUAAAAAUUACAUUUAAAAUUGUGCAAAUUCGAAACAAUGUCCAACAAUCCUCAGUGGAAAACGUUCCAGCCGCCAAUCAUGAACUCUGACCCUGCAAUAAUUGAUUACAAGUCUAUGACUAUACCAAGUCCCAAAGUUAUAACGGGAUCACAUCCACCAGCAACUAAUAUUUAUCGAAAUGGUACCAACUACAGUGGUGAUCAUUAUAUGAUGGAUUCACCUCCUGGAAAUGGGAAAAAUACUAUACCCUAUACUGGUUAUACCAAUGCUAAGAUGUCACGCAAUGGAGUUACCAGAUUUCCUUUCGGAACAUUUACAGGAAUGGAAGGAAGCACUGGUUAUACAGAAGAGCCAGCAACAAAUAACUCCACUUAUCAGGAUCAAUCUGAGAAUCAAGGAACUCGAGAAACUGGAAUAAUUGAAAAAUUAUUACAUUCAUAUGGGUUUAUACAGUGCUGUGAAAGACAAGCAAGGUUAUUCUUUCAUUUUAGCCAAUUUAGUGGUAAUAUAGAACACUUAAAAAUUGGAGAUCCCGUUGAAUUUGAAAUGACUUAUGAUCGACGGACAGGAAAACCUAUUGCUAGUACAGUUAGCAAGAUUGCUCCAGAAGUGGUGCUAAGUGAAGAAAGAGUUACUGGAAAUGUAACAACCGAAUUACAUACGAGUGGUGAUACACAAGGGCGUAUCAGUUAUGAAAAUCGCGGGGAGUGUUUUUUUUUGCCAUAUACAAAAGAUGAUGUUGAAGGAAAUGUUAGUUUGCGCGCUGGCGACAGAGUGUCAUUUCAAAUUGCUACCAAUCAACGUGGAAAUUUGGGUGCGUGCCACGUAAGAUUGGAAAAUCCAGCACAUCCAGUUCGCUAUCGUGGAGUUGUAUGUUCGAUGAAAGAAAAUUUCGGAUUCAUUGAACGUGCAGACGUAGUUAAAGAGAUUUUCUUCCACUUUAGCGAAGCUAAAUCAAUGAAGGAAGAACUUAGAUUAGGAGAUGAUGUUGAGUUUAUAAUACAAAGUCGAAAUGGGAAAGAGGUAGCUUGUAAUAUCACAAAGCUACCACCUGGUUCAAUAGUUUUUGAAGAAGUCAGCAGUGAAAUAGUAAAGGGACAAGUAUUAAAACCUCUGGAAAGAGGUACUGCAGCUCGUCAUCAAAAUGAUCCUUUACCUGGAAGAAUUCGAUACAGAGAUACAGAUCAUUCUGAUGUUGAAAUUCCUUUUGGGGAUAAAGAUCAAAAAGGAGAUUUUACUCUCAGACAUGGGGACUGGGUCCAAUUUCGUAUUGCUACAGAUACUAGAGAUCAACUCAAGAGAGCUACUGAAAUAUUGUUAUUACCAGAAUCUUUUACUGUAUCUGGUGAAAGACGAGAACAGGGCAUCAUAGCUGCACUUAAAGAUGGAUUUGGUUUUAUUCGUUGCGUAGAUCGAGAUCCACGACUUUUCUUUCAUUUUAACGAAGUUUUGGAUGUUGAUAGAGAAAUUAGUGUAGGAGAUGAAGUUGAAUUCACAGUAAUUCAAGAUCCUUCCUCGUCAUUUUCGAAUAAUCGUCAAAGUGCAAUUAGGUUGAAACAUUUACCAGCCGGUACAGUUCAAUUUGAAACAAUUAUAGAAAAAGAUUUAUUGGGCACUAUAAUUCUGGGUAUAAAUGCCUCUGUGCCUGGUCUCAUUGGAUACACGAAAGAAAAUCAACAAAAAGAUGUUAUUUUCUUUAUUAAAGAUUGUGAUCCCAAGAAUAUUCCAAGACUUGGUGACAAGGUUCAAUUUAGUAUCUGUCAAGUAAAACGAAAUAAAGAACUUGUUGCUGUUGACAUAUCUGUAGUGAGUUCUUCUGGCGAAAAACCGCAGAAUGGCAACAAAAAAUUGAGUGGUCAAGUUUGUCAAGGCUUCAUUGCUGCACUUAAAGAUGGAUUUGGUUUUAUUGAAACUGUAAAUCAUGAUAAAGAAAUAUUUUUUCACUUCAGCAAUUUUGAAGGAGAUGUUAAUGCUUUGGAAGUAGGAGCUGAUAUUGAAUGUACAAUCAGUUCUGGAAAUGGUAGAGGUAAUGGUGGUUGCGUAGCCGCGGAUUACGUUAAUUUGGUACCUCGUGGAAGCAUUCCUAGGCCAACACCAGUUAGCGAAGUGCUUGAUGGAACGGUCAUUAGACCUUUACGAAGUGCAAAUCCUGACCAGGCAGAGUAUGCUGGUUUAAUAAAGAUAAAUGCUACUAAUGAAGAGGAAGAGACUCCAGAAUAUGAAUUCAGAAUUAUGGGUCUCGUCAACAAACGCGAGCUGUUGCAAGCCGGUGAUCCUGUACAAUUACAGGUGGAUUCAGCAGGUCACGCUUGUAAUAUUGUAGCAGUAAGGAAAAAGAGGAAGGCAACUGUUGAUGCAGUAAAAGGUCCUUUUGGUUUUCUUACUUAUGAAGUUGAUGAGGGUAAGAAAUUAUUCUUCCACAUGAGUGAAGUGCGAGAUCAUGCGAUACUUCAACCAGGAGAUCAGGUUGAAUUCGUUUUGAUUACGAAUCAGCGUACUGGUAAAUCAUCUGCAUGCAAUGUGACACGAUUAAGCGACGCGGUUCAACAACGACCUGAACGUUUGAUCAGUCGAUUACGUACUACAUCUUUGGAAGACACAGGUCCUAAAUUAACAAUAGUUAGACAACCAAGAGGACCAGACGGCACGCGUGGAUUUAGUCAGGAAAGAUCCCAGCAUACCCCUGGUGCCAUCCAAGAGUAAUGUCGUAUUGAAAGGAUUAUUGCUUAUCCAAAUUGUAAUCUACAUUACUUGUUUUUAGUCCAUACACUUCGGUACCGAGAUUAUUAUUAUUAUAAGCAUCGUAAACAUUUGCCAAAUUGAGACUAAUGUGACAACAAUAAUAACAUUGAUAAUAAUCGAUUGGAUCAUG